This is a messenger RNA of Dibothriocephalus latus, 447 nucleotides long. The record is from the annotation of a GenBank genome assembly. NCBI's taxonomy places the organism in Eukaryota, Metazoa, Platyhelminthes, Cestoda, Diphyllobothriidea, Diphyllobothriidae.
AUGGUUCAACUCUUCUAUUAUGAACACCUCGGGCAGCGCUGUGAUCAAUUAAUUCAAGUGAAUGACCGCCGCAUCGUUGUUGAGCUGUAUGCUCUUGAGGGAGUAACCACAACCGUGCCAUGCACACGGUGGGAAUUGCGCUUCCCUUGGUUCACCUGCCGCUUUUGUACCGUUGUCAAGUUUUGCGGUGCGACUCGAACCUUUAGAACGCGUGGAAAAGUCAUGUGUACAAAAAAUGACGGUGCACUGUUCGUCACUGGCAAGUUCAAGGACGAUGUGGAGGGCACACAGGGCAACCCUGACUUCUGUAUUUUCCUAACCAGCAAUGUCUCACAGAGGGACUUUCAUGCCGGCUACAUCCUUACGGGAACGCUGCAGCGGGGAGCAAAAAGUCGCAAUAUCUGGGAGACGACACACUUUGCAAUGGUGCGUCGAAAGGGCUACUGA